GCCACCAGUGCUCCGCGUUGCGCCCGCGCCCGUCACCCGUUCUUUCCCACAGGUCUCCGAUGGGCGGAGGAGCCGAGGCCGCCCGGAGGUCCUAGAGCGCGCGGUGCCCCGCCGGGCCGGAGCAGUGUCACAGCCACCCAGCAGAGCGCGCGGGCAGGGCCACCAUGGCCUUCUCCCAGGUGCAGUGUCUGGACGACAACCAUGUGAACUGGCGCUCCAGCGAGUCCAAGCCCGAGUUCUUCUACAGCGAGGAGCAGCGGCUGGCGCUGGAGGCCUUGGUGGCCCGCGGCCGCGAGGCUUUCUACGAGGUGCUCAAGCGGGAGAACAUCCGAGACUUCCUCUCCGAACUGGAACUCAGGCGCAUCUUGGAGGCCAUCGAGGUGUACGACCCCGGCUCCGAGGACCCUCGUGGUCCCCGCCGCUCCCAGGAGUCCCAGGACAACGGGCUGGGCGACAGCGAGGAAGCCAGCAGAGUGGGAGGGACCGAGCCCGAGACCGAGCCGCUGCCCUCGCUGGAGUACUGGCCCCAGAAGUCCGACCGCUCCAUCCCGCAGUUGGACCUAGGCUGGCCUGACACCAUCGCCUAUCGCGGGGUGACGCGGGCCAGCGUCUACAUGCAGCCCCCCAUCGACGGGCAGGCCCACAUCAAAGAGGUGGUACGCAAGAUGAUCAGCCAGGCCCAGAAGGUGAUAGCUGUGGUGAUGGACACGUUCACUGAUGUGGACAUCUUCAAGGACUUGCUGGACGCUGGCUUCAAGAGGAAAGUGGCCGUGUACAUCAUUGUGGACGAGAGUAAUGUCAAGUACUUCCUGCACAUGUGUGAGCGGGCCUGCAUGCACCUGGGGCACCUCAAGAAUCUCAGGGUGCGCAGCAGUGGGGGAACUGAGUUCUUCACCCGGUCAGCCACCAAGUUCAAGGGCGCCCUGGCUCAGAAGUUCAUGUUUGUGGAUGGAGACAGGGCUGUGUGCGGCUCCUACAGCUUCACGUGGUCGGCAGCAAGGACUGACCGGAAUGUGAUCUCUGUGCUGUCCGGCCAAGUGGUAGAGAUGUUUGACCGGCAGUUCCAGGAGCUGUACCUCAUGUCACAGAGUGUCAGUCUCAAGGACAUCCCCAUGGAGAAGGAGCCAGAGCCAGAGCCCAUCGUGCUGCCCUCUGUGGUCCCCUUGGCCCCCACAGGCACAGUGGCCAAGAAGCUUGUCAACCCCAAGUAUGCACUGGUCAAGGCCAAGAGUGUCGACGAGAUUGCCAAGACUUCCUCUGAGAAGCAGGACAGCAAGAGACCCCCAGGGCCGCGGGGCCCUGCGCUGCCUGAGCGGCCAGGGGACCUCCCUGACCUGCCACCACCUGUCCACCCAGGACUACAAAACCUGGAGAGGGCCAACAUGUUUGAGUACCUGCCCACGUGGGUGGAGCCAGACCCGGAGCCUGGUAGUGACAUCCUGGGCUACAUCAACAUCAUCGACCCUAACAUCUGGAACCCGCAGCCCAGUCAGAUGAACCGUAUCAAGAUCCGCGACACCUCCCAUGCCAGCACCCAGCACCAGCUGUGGAAGCAGAGCCAGGAGAACCGCCCCUCUGUAGAGCCCCACACUCCUCCAGGGCCCAGGGAUCCCCAGGACAGGACCCCAGCUGAGAACGGCCUCCCCCAAGGGGACACUGAGUCUCAGCCCCCUGUACCCAAGCCCCGGACAGUCCUUGUGGCAGACCUACUUGCCCAGGAUGGCGGUGGUGUCAGCUGGGCCCUGGAUACCUCAGAAGAGGAGACACCCCCAAAUGGGACAGACCUUGUGCUGCCCAGGAUGGUAGGCCCAGGCCAUACCUCACUCCAGCGGCAGCUGUCUGUAACACAGGAUGACCCUGAUGGUCUGGAAGCAGAGCUCCCCAAUGGGCUGGAUGGGGAGGAGGAGGAAGAUGAUGAUGACUAUGUGACUCUCAGUGACCAGGACAGCCUCUCAGGCAGCUCUGGCCGUGGCCCUGGCCCUCGGCGGCCCUCAGUGGCCUCAUCCAUGUCAGAUGAAUACUUCGAGGUGAGGGAGCGUGCAGUCCCUCUCCGGAGGCGCCACUCAGAACAGAUGGCCAACGGGCCAGCCCAGUCACCCCGCCGACAGCUGAGUGCCCCCCACAUAACCCGAGGGACCUUUGGUAGUCCUCUGGGUGGCCCUCCAUGGGCCCAGGUUCAGGGGAGAGAAGAGGUGGCUACACCAAGGAGGACACAGGCCCAGCGCCCUGUGGACAGGGAGACGCAGGGCCAGCAGUUGCACCAUCCUGGGGGCCCAACCUCAAGGACCCCAGGGGCACCCCGGUUCCGCCUUGCUGAUGGCACCCAGAGCUCUCCCAGGAAAGUGAACCCAGCCACAGCAGGGCCACACCAAUGGCAGCCCAAGGGUGGCCCGACACCCCGCAUGCUGCCAGAUCCCAGGAACACAAGGCCGGCCCGAAAUACUGGCAUCCUGGCUGAUGGCAGAACCACCGAGGAGCAUCCCAGUCCCUUCGGAAUCCCAUACUCCAAAUUGUCCCAGUCGAAGCACCUAAAGGCCAAGUCGGGUAGCAGCCAGUGGGCCCCGUCUGACUCUAAGCGGAGGGCCCAGGCCCCCCGGGACCACAAGGACCCCUAG
Messenger RNA from Castor canadensis (American beaver), 2615 nucleotides. RefSeq names its product family with sequence similarity 83 member G (gene Sack1g). Gene Ontology annotation, biological process: BMP signaling pathway. The record is from RefSeq and is a predicted model, not a curated record. Lineage: Eukaryota; Metazoa; Chordata; Mammalia; Rodentia; Castoridae. Gene Ontology annotation, cellular component: nucleus; cytosol. Gene Ontology annotation, molecular function: protein kinase binding.